Molecule: messenger RNA, 1356 nt
Organism: Periconia digitata
Lineage: Eukaryota; Fungi; Ascomycota; Dothideomycetes; Pleosporales; Periconiaceae
Source: the annotation of a GenBank genome assembly
UUAUCAGCAAUGCGUGCUUUUGGAAAUUUUGCGGCGCUGGGGCUGCUGGUUGGUGUAGUGAAUGCGACGCUUCAGAUCAUUCCUGGUGGGACGUGGACUGCUACAAACACGGGCAAGCACAUCCAAGCUCACGGAGGAGGAGUAUUGAAGGUUGGUGGCACAUACUACUGGGUCGGAGAAGACAAAACCGACGGUUCGGCCUUCCAAAACAUCAAUUGCUACUCCAGCAACAACCUGGUCGAGUGGAAAUACGAAGGCGCCCUUCUUUCGCGCACUUCGUCCGGAGACCUAGGUCCGAACCGUGUCAUUGAGCGACCAAAAGUCGUAUUCAACAAAGCCACCAACAAGUAUGUGCUCUACCUGCACAUCGACAGCAGCAACUAUGGCGAGGCCAAAGUCGGAGUUGCCACUGGCGAUACUGUCUGCGGCCAAUUCCAGUACAGAGGCAGCUUCCAGCCUCUGGGCUUCGAAAGCAGAGACCAGGGCCUUUUCGUAGACGAUGACAAUAAAGGAUAUCUUCUCACCGAAGACCGGAAGAACGGUCUCCGCAUCGACUUGCUUUCCGACGACUAUCUCAGCGUCAGGCAAUCGACCUAUCUCUGGAAGGAGUCCAUCGAAUCGCCAGCCAUCGUGAAGAAGAACGGUGUCUACUUUAUGUUCGGGUCCAAGCUGACUGGCUGGGAUCCCAAUGACAAUGUGUAUAGUACCGCAACAAGUAUAUCUGGCCCGUGGAGUGGGUGGAAAACGUUCGCAGAUUCGGGCAGUAAUACGUAUGCUUCUCAAACGACCUUCAUCUUGCCGGUGGGGGACAAUGCAAUGUAUCUGGGAGAUCGAUGGGUGAGCAGCAAUCUGAUGAGGAGCACAUAUAUAUGGUUGCCGUUGCAACUCAGCGGAACGACGGCGUCGAUGAAGAACACAGUGAAUUGGGUGCCAGAUGCAAACUCAGGGUCGAUGACACCCGGUCCCAGCGAAAAUAAAUAUGAAGGCGAGACCGCAGCGCUUUCUAGUGGAGCCAAAACAGUCUCAUGCAGCGGCUGCUCUGGUUCCAAGGCUGCUGGUUACAUUGGCGGUACAAACGCUGGUGUGGUCACUUUCUCCAACGUACAAUCGUCAGCUACAACACGCAGCACAAUCCGCAUCAAGUACCUUAAUGGCGAUAGCUCCCAGCGCUUUGCCUCAGUCAGCGUGAAUGGGGGGCCCGCUCAAACUAUCGCGUUUCUGCCUGUGAGUGGAAAUGAGCCGUCCAGCAGCUCUCUACACGUCGAUCUGAAGGCCGGUGCCAAUACCAUUACAUUUAGCGGGGUGAAUGGCGGGUGGGGGCCUGAUAUUGAUCGAUUGUUUGUGCCGCAAUCGUGA